AUGUCCGCAGGUUCAAGCCGUGCUUCCUCCAAUGAAGCUAGUCCCUAUGGAAGCCCUUCUAGAAAAUUUGAUUUGAUGAAGGCCUUACAACAAAUGCAACACCAACUUGAUGCCAUUAGCAAACGGCUGGACACGGAGGCAAAGGCCAAAGGAAAGCAACCUCAUGGUCAUGAUCAUGGUUCCGCCAAAAAGAAGCAAGAAUCUAGAAUCGUAAAUGUAUAUCUUCCCUUACCAAAGUUGCACUUGCCACCUAUGGAUCAAGGCCUUACACUACCAAAGUUGAACUUUCCUACUUUCACAGGGGAAGCCGAGCCAUCUAUUUUUUUAGAUUGGAUAGCUAAAGUAGAGCACAUUUUUGACUUGUAUAGUGUAGAAGGACAUUUGCGUGCAAAGUUAGUUUGUUUAGCUUUAGAGGGAUACGCCAAACAAUGGCUACGCAGGAGAAACUUAACCAUGACCUCACCCACGAGUACAUGGGAACAUUUCAGGGACAUUUUGUACGAACAUUUCGUACCUUCAUACUACCAUAGGGACCUCUUGAUUAAGCUCCAACGGCUUACUCAAGAUAGACAAAGUGUGAAGGAGUAUGCUCGUGAGCUCGAAGUGCUCCUACAUCGUACUAACCUUAAAGAAAAUAAUCAUGAAAAAAUAGUUAGAUUUAUUAGUGGACUUAAUAGCAACAUCCAAGAUAUAAUUGAAUUCCAUGAUGAUGAGACUUUAGAUGUAGUGGUUCAUAGAGCCAUGAAAGUAGAGAAGAAACUCUUGAAAAAAGAAGCUUAUCACAACAAAUUUUUCAAAUCUUCAAGAGAUGUUUUCUACAAAUCUUCAUCAUCAAAGGAUAAAACAACGGAUGUUUCUAAGGAGGCCAUUAACAAAGCUUCUUCUAACCAUUCCUCCUCCCCACCUAAAUCUCCUUCUAGACCAAGUCACAUUAAAUGUUUUAAGUGCUUAGGUCAUGGUCACAUUGCAUCUGCAUGCCUAAACAAGAGGGCAAUGUGCAUUCGAGGAGAAGAGGUUGUCACCGAUGACUCUCCUCCUUCUUCACCUUCACACAUUUCUCACUCUCCUUCCUCCUCUUGGGAAGAUGAGUACAAGGUUCCAUUUGAUGGCAACCUACUAGUUAUAAGACGUCUCUUGGGUCAAGUCCACAAGGACUGUGACACAACUCAAAGAGAAAAUAUUUUUCACACUAGAUGUCUUAUAGCUAGCAGGGUUUGCUCCAUGAUCAUAGACGAGGGAAGUUGCACUAAUGUGGCUAGCUCACGCAUAGUGGAAAAGCUCAAGCUACCCACUAUUGCGUAUGCCAAGCCUUACAAACUUCAAUGGUUAAGUGAGGAGGGUGAAAUCUUGGUAAAUAAGCAAGUCCAUAUUUCCUUUUCCAUUGGCAAAUACCAAGAUGAGGUUCUUUGUGAUGUUGUACCCAUGGAAGCAACUCAUAUUUUAUUAGGAAGACCAUGGCAAUUUGAUAGAAAUGUUCAACAUGAUGAUCUUACUAAUAGAAUGUCUUUUACUUACCAAGGGCACAAGGUUGUCUUAAAACCUCUAACUCCAAAAGAAAUACAUGAGGACCACCUCAUCAUGAAGUUCAAGAGAGGUGAAAAAAAGGAGAAGGUCAAGCUUAAUUGUCUCAUUUCUCAUAUAGAGGUUAACAUUUGA
Molecule: messenger RNA, 1656 nt
Organism: Vigna radiata var. radiata (mung bean)
Lineage: Eukaryota; Viridiplantae; Streptophyta; Magnoliopsida; Fabales; Fabaceae
Exons: 2
Coding region: 1-1656 (551 amino acids)
Source: RefSeq, a predicted model, not a curated record